Durusdinium trenchii is the source of this 3222-nucleotide messenger RNA. The record is from the annotation of a GenBank genome assembly. NCBI's taxonomy places the organism in Eukaryota, Dinophyceae, Suessiales, Symbiodiniaceae.
AUGCCAUUUGAUGACUUCUAUGGAGUGGCAACCAAAGCAUUGAUGGAGGCUUUGCAGAGGGGCCAUGAUGAGCUUGGUUUCUGUGAUUCACUACGGGUUAUGCUGUCGAGGACAGGCCGUGGCAAGUGCAUGCAUGAAUUCAGCAAACAGCAGAAAGAUCAGGGCCUGGGGUGUGGUUUGUCGCCGGCCAAUGUAUUUCCAUUGCCUUCGCUGCCUGUCGAUUUCAGCUUUGCUGGGGUCGCGUGUUCGAUGAGGGCGGAGGGGUUACGAGCUGGCUCCAAUCUUGUGCUCCUGGCUUUGAACUGGCUGCAUGGGGGUCGUGUCGAUCUUGUUUCGAACAUUGUCACGGCAGCCCACAGGCGCAUCUUCUCGCAGGUGGAGUAUGCGCUCAAGGCUCUGGUGUUGACAGAUGAGCCUACGAUGGGGCCGAAUGGGCUCGAUCAUUUUUUGAGGCAGACGCGACUUUACACCGGUUCAGGUGUGGUGUUGGCUCUGGGCGUGAAGGGCGGGGUCCCUGAGAAAGCUGCUGAUGUUCCAUUGGCAGAUCACCUUCAGGAGCAUUUUCCGGAGAUGGCGAGACAGGUGCUCUUUCCUGGGAACUUGUUGUUGCCACCAAGGAAGCGGCCCAGGCGGGUCAAGAGGGGAUUCACCUGGACGGCGCCCACAUACCCGGAGUUGGUCAAGAAGAACGUCAAGGCGGGAUUGCAAAAACUCAAACAUCCUAAGCAGGUUGCUCGGUUAGGGGAGAAACUGGUUCUGGCUGGGGCCUUUGCAGUGAAGAAGGACGACAAAGAAGAUAGAGUCAUCACUGACCCAGCGGUCAAUCAGCUUCUGGACCCAUCGAAACUCCCUCGACCCCGCUUUGCUUAUAUUCCAGCGUUGAGGUCAGUCACGGUACCACGUACAGGUGUGAUUGCAGUCAGCAAGCGAGAUGCCCGUCACUACUUUCAUCGCCUGCGCAUAGGCCGGAGAUGGGGGCGAUGGCUUUGUUCGCCGUCAAUUGAGCUUCCGUGCAGGCAGGGUGGCAUACGGGUCAUGUAUCCAGCAGCACAGUCAGCACCCAUGGGUUUUGGACCAUCAGCAGGUUGGGCUCAGGGGCUAACAGAUGUUGUGGCUAGGGAUGCACACUUGCCGGAGGACAGCAGAUUACACCCUGAUUUGAUCAUCCCUGAGGGUUUGCCUUUGUGGGGGUCAAUCAUUGACGACAUCUGGGCUUUGGAUCACCUCGAAGACGAGUCGGCUGCAGGCACUGGACCGCAGUGGUUGCAGAAGGCCGAAGAGGCCUGCUGCCUCAGGGGCGUUGAACCGAACCACAAGAAAACCGUUGACCUGGCGUCGGGUGAAGAGAUUCAAGGCUACUAUGUGCACCCCACUGAUCACUGGGUUGGACUUGCAAUGGACAAGCGUCGAUCUUUAUUUGAGGCUUCCCUUGCAGUGCUCAUGAAACCACGUGUGGUGGUCGGGGUGAUCGACAGACUCAUUGGGAAGCAUAGUUUCCUACACUCCUGCCGUCCGCCAUUGAGGUCGAUCUUUCAGGAUGUCUACCCUUGGAUUGCCGAAGUACGUGGCAGGCGCCGGGAUUUGGUUGAGCUUCCAACAGCAGUCUGGAUUGAGAUCUGCAUCUCCACACUCUUGAUCCCAUUUGCACAGUUCAGUCUAUCCAGCGAAUGGACUCAACGUGUCGAGUGCACUGACGCUUCAACCACAGGUUUGGGUCGGGCCUAUGGUGUGGCUCCUCUUCCAGUGGUGCAGGCAAUGGCGCGUUAUAGUGAUCAUAGCAGAGUUUACACAAACCUCAAGCUGCCGUGGAGCAUAGGGCUGACAGCAGAGCAUAAGUGUCCCUUAAGGAAGAUUCGAUUACCGAAGGAGCGCAUUCGGUGGAAGUUCAUUGGCACCCCAUGGACUUGCACACACAUCACUCUGGCGGAGGCGGAUGCAAUCGCGUGGGUUUGGCACCCCUGGCUCCCCAGCAAAGACAACCCUGCUGAUGAGCCGUCCCGUCGCUUCGAGCCUCGGGGGGGCGCUCCCACACCAGCGAAGGUCGAGGCGCCUGCAAGCUCUCCGGACGUUGACCUGAGGGAGCUAGGACUUUGGCGUGAGGACACUUUGUUCUUCAUUCACUUCUGCUCGGGGCCUCGCCGUAAGGGGGAUCUUCUAGAUGCUGUUGAGACGUUGUGCACAGAGCAUGGUAUUGCUGCGCAAGGUUUGGCUAUUGAUCCUCUAGCAGAAGUUUUCUUGCUGGGGUCCUUGAGGGGCUCAACAGUACGAAAGUACGCCUUGGCCUUGGAGCACCUCAACAAUGAAUUGAAGAAACAUGACAAGCUGUGGGCAGACAUGACGGAAGAAGAACAAGACCUUUUUCUGGCAGAAUGGUUGGUGGACGGAUGCGAGCAUGGUUCGUCAAAGACCACUUACGGCUGGGCGUUGUCUGCAGUGCAAAAGUUGUUUCCUCGGAUUCGCAUUCGGGUGGCAUGGAAGGUUUACGAUGCAUGGGGACAACAUGUCCCGGUGCGACAAGCGCCGGCGGCACCACCGGAGUUCCUUCAUGCCAUGGCUAGCAUAGCAAUGCUGUUGAAUCGUGUGUCACUUGCCGCAUUGAUCGUGGUUUGCUACUCCGGCCUCCUGCGCGUCCGAGAGGCGUUGCAGCUGAGGCAUGACGAUGUGAUGUUGGGAGGCUCGGAAAUAGUGCUCUGCUUAGGGCUCACAAAACGUGGGACAGAGCAGAAGGUGGUGCUUCGCAACCCCUCCGUUGUCAUGUUCCUACAACAGUACCUGGUUUACACCAAACGGUCUGGGUCGGAAUUGGUUUUUUCUGUGAGCUAUGCUUCAGCUUUAAGGUGGGUCCGUCGCCUGUCGUGGCUUUUGGGGGGCGAUGAUUUUGUGGUUACUACACACACUUUCCGUCGCUCGGGAGCUUCAGAGUUGGCAAGGCAGGGCACACCUUUAGCAGAUAUAUUAGUUUACGGACGUUGGCAGACUGAACGGUCGGCUCGUGACUACAUUCGGCAGGGCGAAGUAGCUGUUCACCGCACACGGCAGGCCAUGAACCCCAGCCUGCGAAAGCGUGUGAAGAAUUGGUCGUCUCUGAUCACGUGCACUUGGCAAUGCCAUGAACGGAUGCAUGUUUUUGGAGAGUUGACUAUCAAGGUGGACCGCAUCACUGUUCCAGUGUUUCAGGCGUUUGAGCAAGCUAUUUUUGUGGCAUUUCACUUACCAGUCUGA